Molecule: messenger RNA, 3110 nt
Organism: Seriola dumerili (greater amberjack)
Lineage: Eukaryota; Metazoa; Chordata; Actinopteri; Carangiformes; Carangidae
Gene: sirt2
Product: sirtuin 2
Exons: 16
Coding region: 122-1270 (382 amino acids)
Molecular function (GO): NAD+ binding; histone deacetylase activity, NAD-dependent
Source: RefSeq, a predicted model, not a curated record
CAAGACGGGCAAGCUGAGUGCUAGCAGUGCAGUGAAUACUUGUCGCCACUUUGUUAAAUAUUGGAUAUAAAUUGAUUGUCAUUCGGAUCCUUUUGGUUAAAAGGUCCCAGUAGACGGAUAAAUGUCUGAUGCAUCAGAACUACCUGAAAGAAAAGAAGAGGAGGAGGUUUCACCCGAACCAGAGGAACAAUCCGACGACAGCAGUGAGGAAGAAGCAGCAGGAGACACAGAGAUGGACUUCCUGCGUAACCUCUUCUCCAGCACUCUGGGCCUCGGCUCAGCAGACAAAGUUCUGGAUGACCUGACUCUGGACGGAGUGGCGCGAUACAUAAACAGCGGCAAAUGUAAAAACAUCAUCUGCAUGGUUGGAGCAGGAAUAUCCACAUCGGCUGGAAUCCCUGAUUUCCGUUCACCAGGAACAGGCCUGUAUGCAAACCUGCAGAAAUACAACCUGCCUUACCCAGAGGCCAUCUUCCAGAUUGAUUAUUUUAAGAAACAUCCAGAGCCAUUCUUCGCCUUGGCCAAGGAGCUUUACCCAGGACAGUUCAAGCCGACAAUCUGUCACUACUUUAUGAAGAUGCUGAAGGACAAGGGGAUCCUGAAACGCUGCUACACACAGAAUAUUGACACCCUGGAACGAGUGGCCGGGCUCGAAGGAGAAGAUCUAAUCGAAGCUCAUGGAACAUUUUACACAUCCCACUGUGUCAGCUUCUGUUGCCGCAAGGAGUACAACCUGGACUGGAUGAAAGAAAAAAUCUUCUCUGAUGACAUUCCCAGAUGUGACAAGUGCAGCAGUUUGGUCAAGCCAGAUAUAGUCUUCUUUGGCGAGAAUCUGCCUGUGCGGUUCUUCACUUCAAUGAAGAUGGACUUUCCUCGCUGUGAUCUUCUUAUCGUCAUGGGGACGUCUCUGCAGGUCCAACCUUUUGCAAGUCUUGUCAGCAGGGUUUCAAAAAGUUGCCCCAGACUGCUCAUUAACAUGGAGAGGGCAGGGCAGGCCGAUCCUCUGUUGGGGUUGCUUGGUUUUGGAGGAGGGAUGGACUUUGACUCAGACAAAGCAUACAGAGAUGUAGCUCAAAUCAGUACAUGUGAUGACGGCUGUUUGGCUCUCGCCGACCUGCUGGGAUGGAAGGCGGAGCUGGAGGAAUUGGUGAAGCAGGAGCACACCAGGAUUGACGGUCAAGACAAAAAAGAGAGGUCCUGUGAGAAGAAGGAAGCCGCAGCCAAGGCGAGCUCUGCAUCAGUGGCACCAGAACCUAAAGAGGAAGAAUAAAUAAUUAAAAUGCCCCCUUUUUUAUAAAAGCUACUGUAGUGAUGUCACAGUUUGGAGUUAGCCCUUAAAGGUAAAAUACCACAGUUUCUGUUUGAAAGUGAGCUUUAACAGGGUCUGUCACACUCUGUUUUAAUCUGCGGACAUUUGAUUCCUCUGAACAACCUCACAUGACAUCUGACAUCCCUGUAGUUUACGCUUUUGUUCAUAACAGUAAUUUGCACUUUACUUACAUUAAUAUACUUUCCUUUUUCUUUUCAUUUUUUUUUGGCAUUAGCGAAAAUCUGUCUCACAUGUAUAUUUCUUUCUGAGGCAGUUGACUCUAUGCAUUUUACUGCGAUAGACAGUGGCAUUGUUGCAAUAUAUCUACAUUUGGUUAGUAGGUGGUUAAUAUCUCCAAAACCUCAGGCAGUGUGAUAAUGACUUUACACUGCACAAAAGCUGAAAUAAUGUCUCCAAACCAACUACUGACCACUUCUGAUGUAGUGAUUUGAGCCGAGCCUUUGAUUUUUAGUUCAUGCUUCCUCAAAAGACAACCAGGCUAUUGUGUAUUUAAUCUGUCAUCUUUUUCCCACAAGCCAAAAGUGACUUUAGAUACAUUACAUUCAGAAAGUUUUCAGACCCCUUCACUUUUUCCAUUUUGUUAUGCUGCAGCUAAAAUCAUUUACAUUUAUUUUUCCCCCAUCGAUCUACAUUAACAUUUUUUGCCAACUUAUUAAAAAGGACGUGGACAUACAUUAAGUAUUCAGACCAUUUCCUCAGUACUUAGUUGAAACACCUUUGGCAGUGAUUACAGCCUCAAGUCUUCUUUGGUACAAUGUGACAAGCUUUACACACCUGUAUUUGGGGAUUCUCUGCAAUUCUUCUCUGCGGAUCCUCUCAAGCUCUGUCAGGUUGGAUGGGGAUCAUCAGUGGACUGCAAUAUUGUUCCUCACAGAGAGCCCUUUUAGUGCUUUUUUUUUUUUUGCAAACUUGAAAACAACUUUCGUGUGUCUUUCACUGAGGAGAGGCUUCCCUCUGCCAUAAAGCCCAGAUCAGUGGAGUGCUGCAGUGAUGGUUGUCCUACUGGAAGCUUCUCCCAUCGCUACACAGGAUCUCUGGAGCUCAGCCAGAGUGACCAUCAGCAGGAUUUUUUGUAGCCUCCCCCAGAUCUGGACCUUUACACAAUCCUGCCUUUGAGCUCUGCAGGCAGUUCCUUCCACCUCAUGGCUUGGCUUAUGCUUUGUCAUUAUGGUGUAUUGAGUGUAUGAUUUUCAAGUCUGCAGCAUGACAAAAUGUGAAAAAAGGGAAGGGGUCUGAACACUUUCUGAAGGCAUUGUAAGUAUCUUAUGUCAAAAAAAGAACUUCCUGAAAAAUGAACUGAGGUAACUAUAAAUAUAACAACAGGUUAACUGGUUAUGUGGAACUUUAAAAAUGUUUUUAACUAACAGUGUUUUUCAUCUUAACCCUCUGCUCCUGUUUGAACCAAUAUCUGUGAUUUCUUUUAACGUUUAUGGAACAAAAGAUGUUCUCUUAAUAUUAUGGAACUGCAAACUGUACAUGAUGCACAAAAUAUAAUCAUAACUCUUGUCAGGACCUCAGAUGGUCCUUAGUUGAUAGUUAGAUAGAUGGAUAGCUAAAGAAAAUUAAACAGACAUGGAGCUCUAAAAUAGUUUGAAACUCUAUCUUUUUAUUUUAUUUUUUUAUUAAAUUACAAACUAAACUAUUUGGGAUAGCUGUAAGAGCAUGAAUUGUUGCAUUAUGAAAUAAAAAUAAAGGGAUGGACACAAUAACAUAAACAUCUGUACAAUAUUAUGGAAGCCAAUACAAAAACCCCACAAUAAAAUUAACUUUGUAAAGCUGA